UCAUGGGGCCCCCGGGCAAUAGGGGAUCAUGGGGCCCCUGUGUCCUUGCCCAAACUCAAAAAAGCCUAUGAAAAAGGUACCAGGGGCAUCUCAUGGAGCCCCCUACUGACCCCGGGCCCUCGGGCAGUGCCAGAGUUUCCAAAUGGUCAGUCCGCCGCUGGACAUUCCACCAUCCAUGCUAACAGUGCGCAUGGACGAAUCCUCCCUGCCAGGCUAUUAUAUCCUGACAGUCACAAAUGGCAGUUGUCAGAAUACUUUAAUAGUGCCUGCAGGCGUUGUUCAGCUGACAAAUGUUCAGCUCCUUCAAUGUAAAUCGAAUGAGUAAU
This is a messenger RNA of Staurois parvus, 326 nucleotides long. NCBI's taxonomy places the organism in Eukaryota, Metazoa, Chordata, Amphibia, Anura, Ranidae. The record is from the annotation of a GenBank genome assembly.